Messenger RNA from Styela clava, 1692 nucleotides. RefSeq lists its product as uncharacterized. The record is from RefSeq and is a predicted model, not a curated record. Lineage: Eukaryota; Metazoa; Chordata; Ascidiacea; Stolidobranchia; Styelidae.
AUUGGAAGUUGAUUUUUUUUAGAACGGUGAAGUCGCAUUAUGUAUGUAUCAAAAUGACCCUGAUGCUUGUAAAAUAAUCGUUGCUCGUGACACCCACUCUUCCUCAUUUCUUGAAAAGAGAAUUCCCGUUACGUUAUUUCCAAAAUCUAACGACGUGGGAUAUCAAUCUGGACUCUUGAGAGUAAAAUCGACAAGUAGAAAAAUCGAGAAUAUAUAAGUAGAUGAGGACGACAAUAAAGUUUAUUGAAUCAAUUUUGAUUUUCAACUGGGUAAAGCUUGCAGGACUUUAUAGUAGUGUGAAAAUGGUAUUCAAACAAGUUUUCAUUUUUGUAUUUUGCGGGCUGUGGAUAUACGGAGAAAGCAAUGUCAUUUCUGCUAGACGGAAACCUUUUCGAUGCUUGAAACCAUUUUCUUGCAUUGAUGUGAACAACAAUACAUUCAGAUGCUCAGAAGAAAAUGUUGAAUGUUGUCGGAAAAAUAAUGCAACUUUAGCAGUUGAGGAAUAUCCUCGAGGAAAGGAAUGUUGUGAAGGUGCGGGCAUAUUCGACGUUCAAACUCACAAAUGUGUUAAUGGAGCACUACUCAACAGAAAAAAUGUGCUACCAUGCGGAUCAAAUAGUUUCUAUAAUCAAGAUACGCAGACAUGCUGCACGUUACAUGGGGGUAAUCAUUCAAUGCAAUAUCUAACAGAAGGGUUAAAGAUGUGUUGUGGCAUUAAAUACGUGCAUUCUGAUUAUGAGGGAUGUUGUAAUGGUACAAGCUACGAUAAAAAUAUAUUCUGUUGCAAAAAUAAAAGUUUGAUAUUACCAAUACGAGAGUGUCACGGAUUAUCAAAUACCAAGUCUCAAAAUUAUUCGAACAUUUUUGGUGAAACAAACUGUACAAAACGAGUUUGUUCUUCACUUGUUAUGGAAAAAAGAUUUGAUUUACAUCGGCAUAUGGCGGCGUACAUGUUCACAUUUCAAGUAGGAAGAAUAAAAGGCGAAACAUCAUCUCACCAAAUUUACAAAGUAAAAUACGGAAAACAACUGCUCGGGAAGAAAGGAAAAAUUAAAACGGUAGAAAAGAAUUUAAAAAUCGUUGGUUUACCUAAAUGUGGGUGUCCUAAAAAUCUCCGUAUCGGGACUGAUUAUGUUGUAAUAACAAAAACAAAAGUAUAUUUUAAGAAAUUGUUUUUGCAUGGAAAUAAAUACUUUAUUUUAUCCGUAAAUUCAACAGAUGUUUUUGCGAAAGUUUUUCACUUAUAACACUUUCAAGUACAAUUUAUAGUUUGUGCCUCUACUUGUUAGUUGUUAACACUUUAAAUAUUUAUUCAUAUAAGCCAAUAAUACGUAUGGUAUGGAUAAAUUAAAUUUCGUCAAGUCCACAAACAGCUCCAAUUCAUAUUAUGUCCGGUUAACUCGUGCAAAGGCGUUAUCUGUUCAUACUAGUGAAACUGCCAGUGAUUUAUUAUAACACAUUAGGUACAAUAAAUAUCAAGAAUCGCUCUUGUUGUUUGCUACUAAAAUAUCCGCCAUAUUCUAUUUCAUAUACAAUUUACUCUUGAUAAGGCGUUUUCUAUUUAUAAUUUGUGGUAGUACUGGCAUGUGUGACUGACAGGGGACAAACGACGAGACUCUUUUUAAAAAUGGUUUAUAUUCUGGAAAAUGUCUUUUUCUUAUUGAUUUAGUAUUCUGCACGUUUGUGUUUACA